UUUUGAGGCGAGUGUACCUCACGAGCUCCAGAGUCAACUCAAGUUGUUGAUUUCACUCAGAACUCAGUAGUCCUCUGCUCUCCCACCAUUUCUCCUCAGAGAGGGAGAGAGGGAGAGAGAGAGAGAGAGAGAGAGAGAGAGAGAGGGGGGGGGGGGGAGGAUGGUGAGAGCUUCGAAAGCUUCGAAGGACGAAAAUGGCGGAAAAGCUCAAGAUAACCCAGAGUUGGAAGAACGGAAAAGACUUAAGAAGCUUUCAUUCUCCAAGAAAUUGCUCUCUCAAACUCCUGCGAGACCGAUUGCCCCUCUCAGCCCAUCGAAAAUAGUUUGCAAACACCAUGGGAGAGACAUAGUGAAGAAAGCCCAGAGAAAGAACAGAUUCCUCUUCUCAUUUCCUGGUCUUAUUGCUCCUGUCACUGGAGGGAAGAUAGGAGAGUUGAAGGAUUUGGGAACGAAGAAUCCCAUACUAUACCUUGAUUUCCCUCAGGGUCAGGUGAAGUUGUUUGGUACAAUCGUUUAUCCGAAGAACAGGUAUUUGACUCUGCAGUUCUCCAAAGGAGGCAAGAAUGUGAUGUGUGAGGAUUAUUUUGAUAACAUGAUUGUAUUUUCUGAAGCAUGGUGGAUUGGAAAAAAAGAUGAGAAUCCUGAAGAGAUCCAACUUGAUUUUCCGGAGGAGCUGAAAGAGGGACAAAAUGUUGAUGUUGACUAUGAUUUUAAAGGUGGUGCUGGUGUGACAUCUGAGGAAAAACCUGGUGCUUCAAAUCGUGGAAAAGAAUACGUUGAUCUGAAGUCUCCUAGAGUUGAUUCAGAAGAUGACAUAUCAAGGGAUUCUGAUCCAAUAAUUGGGGAUGAUUUGAAUAAUAUGAUGGAUGUGACACCAGUUCGACAUUCAGCAAGGACCGCUGGCAAAAAGUUCAACUUUGCAGACGCUUCUUCUGGUGAUGAUUCAGAAGGUGCUCCUGACAUGGAUGUUGACAUACCUGAAAUUAAGGAAAAGGCAUCUAGUGAGCAUCUUGAUGAUGCAGCGAGGACUGUUUUUUCAGAUAAGAUUGAAGACUCCUCCUUGUCUGUAAAGAAGUCAAAAGAACUUCCUCAUAGUAAACGUGGUCCUCUUGUUCAGACUACCAUAUCAACAAUGUUUGAGAAAAUGGAAGAAAAGAAGUCCGGAAAAAGUUUAAGGAAAUCCCCGAGAUCAAAAGUUUCUGGCCGGAAGUUGGUGCAAACUGAUUUGAAACAAAAGCCUGCUCAAGAUGAAGCUGUGAAACCCAGGAAGAAAGGAUCAAUGAUCAAGGAAAGAAAAGCUGAUGCAGGUGCAGGAGUAGGAAGUGUCACAAAACAAGAGCAAUCUGAGACAUCUGUUCAAAUUCCUAAGGUCUACCGAAGGAAGAAAACAAAUUGCAUACCCACUCCACUCACAGCAGUUCAUUUGGAUGGUCCAUACAGUUCAGCACCUGCUUCAAACCCUUCAAUGGUUAAUUCACUUAUGGUUGAAGAUGAUGAUAUAGAAGAGUUCUCAAGUAAAUCAGAGGGUAUAGACGAAAGCGAUGAGGAUUGGGCUGCCUAAUACUGCAAUGUGACUAAAAUGGUACUAGAAGUCAGAUUUGAUUUUCAGGUUGUUUUCCAUCUUGUUUCUGGCCAAGAAUAUUUCAGUGAAUGCUAAUGCAGCAAUUGUUCAUAUAGUACAAAACCCAGGAUGCUUUGGCUUUUGGUAGUGAAGAUUAUUACAUUAUGUGAAGUAAACCAGUGCAUAUAAUUCUAGAUAUUUUGCUUACCAGAACGAGUUAAAAACUCGCUCCUGUUUUAUCUA
Messenger RNA from Telopea speciosissima, 1804 nucleotides. Its product is annotated as DNA-binding protein RHL1. Bases 161 to 1561 code for a protein of 466 amino acids. The record is from RefSeq and is a predicted model, not a curated record. Gene Ontology annotation, biological process: DNA endoreduplication. Gene Ontology annotation, molecular function: DNA binding. Lineage: Eukaryota; Viridiplantae; Streptophyta; Magnoliopsida; Proteales; Proteaceae. The transcript is spliced from 13 exons.